Stegostoma tigrinum is the source of this 9146-nucleotide messenger RNA. RefSeq names its product mitogen-activated protein kinase kinase 5 (gene map2k5). The record is from RefSeq and is a predicted model, not a curated record. The coding region runs from base 531 to 1883 and encodes 450 amino acids. Lineage: Eukaryota; Metazoa; Chordata; Chondrichthyes; Orectolobiformes; Stegostomatidae. Gene Ontology annotation, biological process: MAPK cascade; protein phosphorylation. Gene Ontology annotation, molecular function: protein binding; ATP binding; MAP kinase kinase activity. The transcript has 22 exons.
ACACGCAUCCGGCGAUCUCCACCUCCCAUCAUUUUUGUUCCGGAUUGUAAUACAAAAGCCUCAGUUGCUAUUCCUCCUCUAUUUACAAACCGAAGGAGGCGGUGGGGGGAGGAGGGAGAAAAACCAACAAAAACACACGAGUAAAAAGAAAGUGGAACUGUCACGAUGGAAUAAGGGCCACGGUAUCAAAACAACAGCGGCGGAUAACUGCUGGGAAAAGGAAACAAAAUAGAGAGACAUUUGAAGCAUCUUGAGAAGGGAGGACAAAAUACACGUUAUUGGUCGAAGCUAAUAGGCCAGCCGGCGCGCAAACGCAGGUUGUCGGUGCAGGAGGAAGUGCAGGAGAGACACAUACGAGAGAUUGAGGCCUUACCCUGGAGUGAAAGCUGUUAGUCCGUGAUCGAGGCGAGCGUUAGCCCAGGCUCGCGGGCAGCCGUUGGCCGUUGGUCCGGGGCUCGCGGGCAGCCGUUGGCCGUUGGUCCGGGGCUCGCGGUCGGUCGCGUGGUGGAGCAUGAGGACCCGCGCGAGCGAUGCUCGUGCCCCGUGAGAUGGAGUCCAAGGCGCAGCCGCCGCCCCAGCAGCAGCUGGUCAUCCGCAUCAAGGUCCCGGACGGCGGCGAUGUGGACUGGAGCAUCCCGCUAGGCUCGCCGCUGCUCUUCAGGGAUAUGUUGGAUGUUAUUGGUCAGGUGUUGCCAGAUACAACAACCACAGCCUUUGAGUAUGAAGAUGAAGAUGGCGAUCGAAUCACAGUACGCAGUGAUGAAGAAAUGAAAGCCAUGUUAUCAUAUUAUUAUACCACUGUAACAGAACAGCAAGUUAAUGGAGAAAUGAUCGAACCACUACAGAUAUAUCCACGAGCCUGCAAGCCACCUGGGAAACGGAACAUACAUGGCCUGAAGGUAAAUACACGGGCAGGGUCCUCUAAUAAUAGCUGCCCAGCAGUCACAGAAGGCCUGCCGAACAAUAGGUUGAAGAAAUCUUCUGCCGAACUUAAGAAAAUACUGGCAAAUGGUCAGAUGAAUGAACAGGACAUUCAGUAUCGAGAUAUCCUCGGUCAUGGCAACGGAGGGACAGUAUACAAAGCUUACCAUGUUCCAAGUGGAAAAAUAUUAGCAGUUAAGGUCAUUCCUUUAGACAUUACACUUGAAGUUCAAAAGCAAAUUAUGUCAGAGCUAGAAAUUCUUUAUAAGUGUGAUUCAUCGUAUAUAAUAGGAUUUUAUGGAGCAUUUUUUGUGGAAAACAGGAUAUCAAUAUGUACAGAAUUCAUGGAUGGAGGUUCUUUGGAUGUAUAUAGAAGAAUCCCUGAGCAUGUGCUAGGGAGAAUCUCUGUUGCAGUUGUGAAAGGCCUUACCUACCUCUGGAGCCUAAAGAUUUUGCACAGAGAUGUCAAACCCUCUAAUAUGUUAGUGAACACACGAGGACAGGUCAAGCUGUGCGAUUUUGGAGUAAGCACCCAGCUGGUGAAUUCAAUAGCCAAAACGUAUGUGGGAACAAAUGCAUACAUGGCGCCUGAAAGAAUAGCAGGUGAACAGUAUGGAAUACAUUCAGAUGUGUGGAGUUUUGGGAUCUCAUUUAUGGAGCUUGCUCUUGGGAGGUUUCCUUAUCCUCAGAUUCAGAAAAACCAGGGAUCUUUAAUGCCACUACAGUUAUUGCAGUGCAUUGUUGAUGAGGAUCCACCAGUCCUUCCAGUUGGAGAGUUUUCUGAGCCAUUUGUACAUUUCAUCACUCAGUGCAUGAGAAAGUUGCCAACAGAAAGACCUGCACCUGAAGGGCUUAUGGUUCACCCAUUUGUAGUGCAGUACAAUGACAAGAACGCAGAAGUGGUUUCCAUGUGGGUUUGCAGAAUGCUUGAAGAAAGGCGCUCUCAACAGGGUAUCCAGUGACCAACCUCACCAGUCUCUACAGACAAAGGAUGUUAUGAAGAUAACAAAAUCUCAGCAGCAAAAGCAAUUUUUUUUCCCUCCAGUGUUGCCAGAUCAACGUAGCUGAGUGUUCCGUGACCACAGCACGCCUUAUAUUAUCUCAUACAAGCAGACGACAUCUGUAACUGUCCUCUGACUUGGCAGGUGGUCUCAAUUACAGCCACCAUGAUGUGAUGUAUAGACUGUCUACGAAAAGGGGUAUAUCACAGGAGGCCAACACAUUACAAGCAGCAGUGUCCAGGUUUUCAUAUCUAAUUCACUGCACAGUUUAUGUAUUCCUGUUUGCCCUGUGUGAAUUCUGACAUAAUCUGCCCUAUAUCUGUAAACUGGGAACAUUGUUACUAAAGAAAAUAAUCUUGUCAUUGAGACAGGAGAUAUGAUAAACUCGGUAUGCGAGACAACGAGCUGCCAUUCUACACUGAUUGAAAGCAAUUAAUAUUUUGGAUAUGUACUUAUUUUCCUGCAAAUACAUUAUAACAUUUCGGAAUGCAAGUAAAUAUAAAGCCGUAAAUUUAUUAUAAUAUUGCAAUGAUUUUAAAUGAUUUGAUCAGACUUGUAACAAAAUUCUAUAUCUUUGAUCUGCAGUAAUGAUGUUUAAUAUUUGAAUUUCAGUUUUGGAUGAAGUACUCACAUUAUGUACAGUUUUUUGGUUGAUAGAUUCAGCUAAAAUAUUUCCAUCCUCUAUUGUGCAUUGCACUGAUCACUCUGGUAAUCUGCGCAGGCACUCAAAUGCCUUAUAUCAUAAUAUCAUGUUCCUUUGUUCAGUAAUGUGCAGUUUCUUGCUGAUUUUCUAAAACUUUGCAUUAAAUAAAAAAACUUAGCAAAAGCCUAAUAAUGGUAACAAACAAUGGAAUUCAUGACAAUAACUUACUAAUUCCUCAAGCUAAAAAGCAUACAAUUCUAUAAAAAUGUGUAUAUCAUCCAGCAAUGAUGUUUCACCCAGAAGGUUGAGACUGAGCAUUUCAAAAACAAGAAGAGUAUUCUGUAUGUUUAUUUAUGUAGUAUUCACUUUAAUGUCCCUGUUUACCUUACACGCACAGAUUUUGGAUCAGGAAAGUAGUGGCAUAUUUGACAAUACAUUUAACAUCAAUACUAUAUGAUUGGAUCAUGCUAAGGAAGAAUUAACUUUCAUUUAUGUGGUGUUUUUGAUGUUCUCCAAAUACAAAAGCCAAUGAAAUAGAAUUUCAGAAUAGAAGAAUAAUACUUACAACACAAAAACAAGUCAUUUGGACCCCAACAGGUGCAUGUCAGUAUUUAUGCUUCAUGUGAGCCUCUUAUCAUUUUCCACGCAUUUAUGUUGACAUGUUUUUCUUUUCUCCCUAAUAUAUUCAUGUAUCUUCCCAUUAAAUAUAUCUAUGCUAGUUCCUUCACCUACCCUUUGCGGUAGCAGGUUCCACAUUUCUGAUUGCUCCCUGGAUAAAAAUAUUUUGCCUGAAUUUCCAAUUGAAUUUGUUAUGUCUAUCUUAUUUAUUAUAUCUGACCUAUAUUUUUGGCAUUUAGUUCUGGUCUCCUCCACUGCUGGAACUCUCAUUUUUACAUCUUCCCCAUCUGAUUGUUUCAUAAUCUUGAAGACCUCAUUCGUGCCACGGCUCAGUCUUUCCUUUUCUGUAGAAAAGAUCUCAACUGGUUCAGUUUUCUUAAUGUGACUUCUCAAUCCUGGUAUCAACCUAGUACAUUUUUAUUUCAUUUCCUGCAGUGCCUUUUGUUUAUUAUAUGAAGACUUGAACUGUUCAGAAUUCUUUUUUUCAAGUGGUCCAUUGAAGUUGAGACUGAAACAAACAGAAAUUGUUGGAGAAACUAAGGAGGUCUGGUAGCAUUUGUGGAGAGAAAACAGAGUUAACGGUUCAAGUCCACUCACCCUUCUUCAGAGCUGAAUUCACUGGGCUCAAAAUGUUAACUCUGCUUUCUCUGUACAGAUGCUGCCAGACCUGCUGAGUUUCUCCAGCAAUUUCUGUUUUCAUUUGAAAUUUCCAGCAUCCGCAGUUCUGUGAUUUAUUUGAGAAAUUGACAAUUACUUGUUUCCGCUCAGGCUGCAUAGGUUCUGAGAAGACUUAUACGUACAUUGAGAAAUCUAAAAACUGCCAUAUGUUUUAUGGGCAGGUUAGACAAGUUGUUUGCAGAUUUAUGUACUGUCACUGACACCUCAACUUCACCUCUGCAUAUUCCUGACAAAGUUUUUCAAUGUCCUUGAGACUCUACUAAAUGAGUCUGCUUUAUCUUGGGUCAGACACAAGCCAGGAUCUGCCAAAAGUCAGCAACUUUGCUUUGCUUCUUCAGGAUGCUCUGAGGACAUCGCUAUACCUUUUUCAUUGACUCUUACCGGGACCAAGGUCCAUGUAAGGCAGUUGUUUCAGGAGCCUGGCAUCAGCCGAACACACUUACAGAACUGGUGGUGAGUGGUUAACACCACAAUGCCACACAAGUUGGCUAGAGAUAGGAUGCUGUUAUUGAAUUCAGCAUUAAUGGGAACUGCAGAUGCUGGAGAAUCCGAGAUAACAAAGUGUGGAGCUGGAUGAACACAGCAGGCCAAGCAGCAUCUCAGGAGCACAAAAGCUGAUUCUUCGGGCCUGGACCCUUCAUCGGAAAACGUUGGUCCAGAGGGAGGAGGGUAACUUCUUCAGGUUAGGCAUCCUGGAAGAGGCUUCGCAGUGAGGUUAAAGGGUCUAGGCCUGAAAUGUCAGCUUUUGUGCUCCUAAGAUGCUGCUUGGCCUGCUGUGUUCAUCCAGCUCCACACUUUGCUGUUAUUGAAUUGCCCGUUUUGCAAAGACAGCACUGGUGGCACUUCUCUGGUUGUUUGAGGUGCCUGCCAUGGUUUGUCCAAGUCACUGAAGCAUAUUGGAGUACAGAGAGUACUACAGUCCUGAGAACUAGUCUUGGAUUUAAGAUCUUAUCUUCACCUUUUUUCUCAGUUGGUUGUGGACUAAGCUGACACAUUGGAGCAAGGACAAAUUUUUCGGUCCGUGUCUAACUUCAUUGAGAGAUUUGCCCCAUUUUCCAGGAUGUUGAUGUUGAUCUUAAUCAGCAGUAUGGGAGGUAUUGUUGUUAUGCCCUGGGCUUGUUGGAUGUGGACCCUAGUUUUCAGGGUAUUUAGUGAAAGCUAGUCUGCAUUCUGAAGCUCUCUGACUCAGGAUGAAAUGAUUUCACUUUUGGAUUGAAGUAGAGUUAGUGGAACAGUUUACCUUUUUAUGAUGCUAUUUUGUUAACCAGUGGCUUGUAGUUGAUUUGAUUUCUUUUUUCUCUCUCUAUUGCCCAUUAGAGUCUCAUGGCAGACACUGAACAUUUUAUUGUCCAGAUCACUGAAGUCUGCAUCAUGCUGAGUUCACUAUGAAAUGGCAGGAUCUGUGAAGAUGCCUAUAAGAUAAUCAUUCCAUCCUCGUGAGCGAGAAAACCACCACCACCUAAAAGAAGACAAACAUAUUUUCUGUUAUGUGGGCAAGGUGAAAGCAAAUUUGGACACAGCAACAUUCAACAACAACAAAAAUAAAAUCCUUAGUUAAUCUGCUUUGGCAGAGUUACUUGAAGGAUGAAAAUGGGCUCUCACUUCCGCUUCUUCAGUUAGUGCCACAGGACAUUUUUUAAUCCACCUAAACAGGCAGCCAGAGUAUCUGCUUGAUGCCUUAUUCAAAAGAUAACACCACUAAUAUUGCAGCAAUCCUUCAGCACAACAGUAACAUGUCUGUUUAGAUUGAAUUCCUGUGCUUGAACCCAAAACCUCUUGUUUUCCUUCAAAUGAAGCGCAAGCAUUCUUGCCUAGAUACUAUAUCCCUUCGAUUGACUUGCUUCCAAAUUUUAACCACCUAAGUCCUCUAAUGCAAAACUUUGUUUUUCCCUAAACCCUUCAGAAAGUACUCUAGAUAGAGCAUCUGCCCAGCAUAGCUCAAGACCAAGAACUAAAUUGUGAUGAAACCCAAACCUACAUCUUUCCUAUACUGUCACUCUACAUGAGUUCGCUGAUGCUGUUGCUAAUAUAACCACAAGUGUUCAUAGCUGCCUCAACAAUUGUGUCCGUGCCCAUUUUCUUACAUUGAAACUGUAGUGAAAUUGAAUAAAUAACUAUUUAAAUUAUUUACAGCAGUCAUUAUCAAUUAAGUGCUCAUGCAACAUAAUUCUGUUAGAAUAGAAGCAUAAGUGUGACCUUACAUUGGUUUUAUAAUACAAUUUUGUCUACAUUUUCACAAAGGUUUUGUGGCAGUGUAGUCAUUUAAUAUGACAUUAGUAGCAAAAAACAUCAAUGAAAUUUGUCCAAUUUUUUUGCCUUCUGUGGCUUCCAAGAUUUUUUACCAUGGAAAUGAAAGCUAUUUAUCAAACUUCAAUUCUAUUUUUUUUGGUAAGUCCCUAUACACGUUAAGUUGAUUUUACUACUUGAUCUAUUGCUGUGAUUAGGUUCUAUUCACAAAUGAGGCAGUCAGAACCUCUGAAACAUCUAGGCCCCCAACAUUAAAAUAGGAUUGACAAGACAAUUAAAUACGACUCAAAAAUCUGAGUUUCUUAGAUCUCAGAGUUCAAAUUUGCCUGGGCCACAAGUUUACAAAUCAGAGAUUUCUACCUUAACAUGCUUAGAUGCUAAUUUGUAUGCCUGAUUUCAGCACAGGUACAAACUCUUAAGUUUGAAACCUGGUUUUGAAGCUCAGUAAAAUAAUGAGCAAAGGAAUUUCAUAUUAGUGAUUGCAAGCAACAGCACAAUUUACCCCAAGUGGGAAUUAUUGUGUAACAUCCUGUGUUGCCGUCUUUACACAUCUUGGCCAGGGGCUUCUGCUUUGACCUAGAUUAGUAGCAAGCUUCUGCUUCUUUGACUAUGAUUGAUCUAGUGUCAUGUCUAGUUGGAAUGUGUAUGCGGUCUUUUAUUCUACAUGAUAUUAGAUAAUUUCAGUCUGGAAAGGAGAAGAAACAAGUAGAAGUUGAAUAGUUCAGAACACUAAACUAAAUUUGAAUUAUUUUAAAUUGGUGGAAAGGGGAAAAUUAGAUAAUUUUCUGUUAUUAAUGUUUGAAGCAGUGUGUUUGGGUUUUUUUUAACAUUUUGGUUUCCGUAACAGCUUUGCCAGAUUCAGUCUCUGCAGAAAUUUUGCACUGGUAACUAAGUAGCAGGAAUUCCAAUCAUAUGACCAGCCCAGCUCACUUGUGACCAUCUGUAUGGUGUGGAUGCUUAUUGGCAUGCUAUCUGUGGUGUGCAUGUCAGUGUCUAUGAUUUUGACCUGCUACUGAUAUUUAAGAGCUUCCAAAAUAAAGUUAUGAGAGUGGUCAAGUUUGUUUUUAGCAUGACCCUGUGAAAAUGUUUGAGUUCCAUUGCAGUAUAUAGUCCAAAUCUGGCAUGUGUGGGGGAAAAAAAAUGUGCAGGAAUACUGUUUGAAUAAACUUCAAGUUUAGCAGGCAGAUACCUUUUUCAUUUCCAGACAGCUGUUCAAAGUCUGCCAAAUGCAACAUUUUCUUUGGCAAUUCUUGCAUGAGUCUUGUCAUCAAUAUGGCUGACUCAACAGAGAUGCUGCCAAGGUGUGAACUUAUCUGUUGCUGAAAUGUUCUGGUUGCAGACUGAAACUUUGGUCUUGAAUGAGGGUUUUCCUGGCAUAUUUCAACCAUUUUCUUUGUGUUGUAGAUGUUGCAUGCAUGAAAGAACACAUCCAUGCUACAUUGAACUGACAGCUGGUGCAUACAUAGGAAAUCAUAAAGUCUGUCCUUGGAGACCAUAGUCUUCACCAGAUUCAUCUCAGAUUGAGCAGUUUCCCGGCCAGGCAAUAUCUGGUUUUGAUACCAGGAUCACCACUGUACAAGGCAUUGGAGACCAUAGCAGAGAAAACAAGCUGAAGACACUUAACAUCCAACUUUGCCUAACUCCAUAAGACUACUAUGGUGGAUCAAAAGAUUUAUCAUUAUCCAGUCUUAACUUUGGCUUGUGCACUAUUGCAUAGAUCCCAGACAAGGCAUGCAGUGACCUUUAAGGCAGUUAAAUUACAAUACAACGUGUAACAUUCCAUUAUGAAUGCGUCCACCUCCCCUUCACCUUCAUUAGUAGCAGCGGUAGUAAUAGACCAGAAAUAUAGUUAUUAUAAACAGGCUAUGUGGUCAGUAAGCACAGAAUCCAAGCUAUAUGGAAGUUUGAUGAAUUAAUACAGUAUAAAUGGUUACUGUUGUUAAUAAAUUUCAAGACAUCUGCCUCAACAAGAGCCAAAUUAUCCUGCAAGUGACAAUGUUUGGGGAACAUUCAGACCUUACCAUACAGGCAGUGGUUUUGAAUUCAAGCCCCAUCGUGAUAGCAGAUAGUUGAUACUAAAAAGUGAUAAUGUUUAUGACAAACCAUUCAGGACUAAAGUUCUCUAACCUGUUCUGAAGCCUAGAGACCUGAAUGGAUUAGGAACACUUAUGAGUCUUCUCUUUAUUCUUUAUUAUGAAUGUGUUGUCAUAGUUUAUCCCUUAGAUCUGGUACAAUGUUACCAGAAAUUUAGAGAUUGCACUUGACAUCAGUCCACUGGGAGAUUAACAAGGUUGCAUGAAGUUCAAUGCCUGCAAGGACCCUUGGGCAAAAUGCAGGGAGAGAACUUUUCUUCAUGCUUCUAAGGCCUUGUGUCUAUCCACACAUUGAUCAAUUCCGCCAUCUUUUUGAGGCUUUCAUUUGUUUCUCAAAAGAUGUGUGCCCCUGAUCAACUCUUCUCACAAUGGGUCUGGCAUCCCAUGUGUUGACAUUACUGUCUUAAAUUCAAAAUGGACUCGGGAGCUGUAUACAGCUGCAACUGUUUGAAAAUAUGAAACCUACAGCAAUGUUUAAUCAGCUGACUCAGCUAUUAUCAGUCCACAAAUUGGAAUAUGAGGUGUUGCUCCUCCAGUUUCCUGGAGGUGGUGUUGUGGCACUGGAGGAGGCCCAGACUGGACGUAUCAUUCAGGGAGUGGGAAGGGAAACUGAAGUUCAUGACUGGAGAGUGUUGUCAUUUGUCAUGAACAGAGUGCAGGUGCUGUUCAAAGAAGCGUCCAAGCCUACUCUUGGUCUCGCCGAUGUAGAGGAGGCCACGUUGGGAGCAGCAGAUGCAAUAGACCACACACAUUAGCGCAGCAGCUCAUGGGUUAGAACCGCUGCCUCACAGCACCAGGGACCAAAGUUCAAUUCCACCCUUGGUCAACUGUCUGUGUAGAGUAGCUGCCAAUCCUGUCGGUUGGGUGCGUGCGUUUGCGUGUUCUCGCGUUAUAUCUAUCUAUCUGUCUCUAGCUGUCUGUCUGUCUGUCUGUCUGUCUGUCUGU